GGGCCACGGUCAGGCACCAGUAGAAGCAGCGCCCCCGCCCCACUGCUGUAGAUGUAGAAGGACUGUUCCAAGGCGGAUCCCCUGCGGUGCCAUGGGGGAGGAGAGAGGAAAAGAGAGGCUGGUAGACAAGUGGGAAGGGAGGGAGAGAGAGAGAGAGAGAGAGAGUCUACGAGAAGCUGGGGUAGAGUUUCCGUGGCCCCUGGCUUGACGCGGGCUGGGCGCUACUCGGGGCACUGACGUUGUAUCCAGCUCCUCUACGGUGGCCUACAGGAACCCAGAGUACUCUGUGCUUGCGACUCACUGCCCUGUGGAGCCUGUCAGACGCUCCGCUGGCCCCUACUCGGGGAGAGCCACUGGCGUGGGGCCUGGCUCCUCUAACGAGGAGACUCACGUCACGUGCCUGCCUUUCCUCGCUAGAGGAACAAGGCCCCCACGGCUAGUGGCCCACGGAGUGCCAGCGGAACGACUUGCAACCCCCGGAGGGCAUCGAGUGACUCCCUUCCCUGCGGGGCCAGCCAGCCGCUCCGCUGGCCCCUGCUCGGGGAGAGCCACUGGCGUGGGGCCUGGCUCCUCUAACGAGGAGACUCGCGUCACGUGCCUGCCUUUCCUCGCUAGAGGAACAAGGCCUCCACGGCUAGUGGCCCACGGAGUGCCAGCGGAGCGUCCUACAACCCCCGGAGGGCAGCAAGCACCCUCACCCCUCUCUACGACCCCCGUGACGUCCCUGGGACUCACACGCGCAUUGCCCCUCCCACUCCCAGCCCCACCAGACGGGGGGGGGACCUCCUCGUCAUGUGACGGAGCAAACCCGUCUCGGAACGUGGUGGUGCGACCAGGUGCGCGCGCGAACCAGACGGGUCGCGCGAGUGCGAGUGCACCCCCCCCUCCCUCUGGACACACCCCCCCGCCAGGAUCAACACCUCAAGGGAAAAACCCCGUCGCGGGACCCCCCCACCCCCGGGCCGCACGAGGAACGCUCACCAACACCACCAAAACCGCGCGCGCGUGCUCCACCAUGGCCUCUAAAAUCACCACCCGCGAGCAGGCUGCAGGCCUCCUCGACUCCUACGACUACUUUUUAUUUGACUGUGACGGCGUGAUCUGGCUCGGCGACCACCUUCUCCCGCUGGUGGCCGAGACCAUUGCCCUUCUCAAGAGCAGUGGCAAGACCGUCAUCUUUGUGACCAACAACUCGUCGAAGGCGCGCUCCGACUACGAGCGCAAGUUCGCCAACUUGGGGAUCCCCGGGAUCACCCGGGACGAGGUGUUUGGGUCGUCGUACGCCCUGGCGGUGUAUGUGGAACGGAUCCUCCAGCUCCCCAAGGACAAGAAAGUUUGGGUUUUGGGAGAGAAGGGGAUUGAGAAGGAAUUGGCAGAAAUGGGGUAUGUCACUGUGGGCGGUACCGACCCGGACCUCACCAGUGGCGGCGUUGAGUUCGACGCAGAACAUCCACAAUUGCGCCACUUGGACCCCGCCGUUGGGUGUGUGGUCGCCGGCUUGUCGCUCACAUUGAACUACCUCAAGCUCCUGAUCACGUUGCAAUACCUCCUCAAGGACAACAAGUCGAUCCCCUUUGUGGCCACCAACAUCGACCUGACCUUCCCCAUGAAGGGUCAGCUCUUGAUUGGUGCCGGCAGUGUCAUUGAAACGGUUUCCUUUGCCAGUGGCCGCCAGCCGGACGCCGUAUGCGGCAAGCCCAACCAAUCGAUGAUGAACACCAUCAAGGAGAUGCACCCGGCGCUCAAGGCAACCCCCAAGCGUGGGUUGAUGGUUGGGGACAGACUCAACACCGACAUGCGGUUUGGCCGCGAGGGCGGCUUGGACACCUUGUUGGUGCUCACAGGCAUUGAGACCGAGGAGUCCGUCUUGGCCCAACCGGCCGACGUGGCCCCCACCUACUACGCCUCCAAGUUGGGCGAUUUGUUUGAGUUGACCCGCUAAGUCGCCGCCCGCCCCGGCUCUUGCUGGGGGGGACCGGCCAAGACAGUAGAGAUCUAUAGAGUAGAAUAAGAUAGAGUAUACAGGA
This is a messenger RNA of [Candida] anglica, 2027 nucleotides long. The record is from the annotation of a GenBank genome assembly. Lineage: Eukaryota; Fungi; Ascomycota; Pichiomycetes; Serinales; Debaryomycetaceae.